Cinclus cinclus is the source of this 848-nucleotide messenger RNA. RefSeq names its product PYM homolog 1, exon junction complex associated factor (gene PYM1). The record is from RefSeq and is a predicted model, not a curated record. Gene Ontology annotation, biological process: exon-exon junction complex disassembly. Gene Ontology annotation, molecular function: RNA binding. Gene Ontology annotation, cellular component: cytoplasm; exon-exon junction complex. NCBI's taxonomy places the organism in Eukaryota, Metazoa, Chordata, Aves, Passeriformes, Cinclidae. The coding region runs from base 17 to 679 and encodes 220 amino acids. The transcript is spliced from 3 exons.
CGGCGCGCGCGCAAAGAUGGCGACGCCCUAUGUGACGGACGAGACCGGCAGGUACAUCCCAUCCACGCAGCGCCCGGACGGGACCUGGCGGAAGCAGCGCCGGGUCAAGGAGGGCUACGUGCCCCAGGAGGAGGUGCCCGUCUACGAGAACAAAUACGUGAAAUUCUUCCGGAGCAAACCCGAACUACCCCCAGGUUUAAACCCAGAACCGAGCCCAUCCCCCUCGGCUCGAGGGACCCCGGGACGGCCCGAGGGCUGCGACCCCUCCCCAGCUUUAUCCAAAACCGCCCGGAGAAACCUGAAACGUAAAGAGAAAAGGAAACAACAGCAGGAGAAAGAUCGGGAGAGCGACAGGGACGGACUGAGCGCUGCGCUGGAAAAAAUCGCUUUGGGAGGAGGAGGAGGAGGGGGCGACAACGUCGGAGGAGGAGGUGGGACAGCGGGUGAGAAGGGAGGGGAUAAAAACCUGGAAAAUGCUGGGAAUUGCGGUGAUAACGCCGCCAAUAACGAGAGGAAUCGGCGGAUCAAGAGCCUGAGGAAGAAGCUGCGGCAGGUGGAGGAGCUGAGGCAGCGCCUGGAGGGGGGGGGGAUCCCGCAGCCCACCAAGGAGCAGCUGGAGAAGCUGGCCAGGAGGAAAGCGCUGGAGGAGGAACUCAGGGGCUUGGAGCUGGACUCGUAAUUUGGGGAGGAGGGGGAUUUUUGGUUUUUUGGAAGGGGGGGGGGGUUUGGGGAUUUUUUGGCGGAUUUUUGGGAUUUUUUUUUUUCGAUUUUUUUUUUUCCGAUUUUUUUCCCAAUUUUUUUAUGGUUAUUUUUCGAUUUUUUUCUUUAUUUUUUUCUGAUUUUUAAAA